Molecule: messenger RNA, 1260 nt
Organism: Tribolium castaneum (red flour beetle)
Lineage: Eukaryota; Metazoa; Arthropoda; Insecta; Coleoptera; Tenebrionidae
Exons: 3
Coding region: 183-1046 (287 amino acids)
Source: RefSeq, a predicted model, not a curated record
UCUACUGUCUUUUACAAAACUUCUACAACAGUGCCACCAUACAUUACCCAGUUUCUAUUUUUUCUUAAAAACUAGUCUAGAAAAGAACUUUUUUGAGAAAGUACACGUAAAACAACGUUUUCACGUGUAUAUAGUUUCCCUGUUUCAUUUGGUUGUUGAAAGAAUAAGCGAGUGAGGACAAAAUGAUUUUCGCAGGAGGAUCAACCACCUCGAGGGUAGUUCGCAGUGCCUUGCUAAUGGGCUGUGGAGCUCUGGGGUACUACUUUUAUAAAAAAAUUACGACACCGAAAAAGUCUGCGGAGUCUAAUUCAGAAGGUAGAAAUACUUCAGUAACCUAUAAUUUCGCAUCCUAUUUUAUCCCUUCUGAAAUAACAAUUGAUGUAAUAAUCCAAGGUCUAGAAUCUGAAUCUGAUAAUGAAAACCGGCCGUCGUCCAAUGCGUCCGAAUGGUCUGAAAUAUUAAACUUACUAGAAGAAUUCGCAACAUCCGGCCGAGAUGAUAACCACGCAUCUAGCCUCGUUUCCCCUGAAAUGACCAUGGACGCGAUAAUCGAAGGUGUGGCAUCUGAAUCGAAUAUUGGUGCCGAAGGGUCACCCACUGCGUUCGAAUCUUCUGAUACUUUACCAGUACAAGAAGAAUUCUUAACACCCCGCAUUGGUAGAAACGGCGUAUUGAGCUUCAUUACGCCUGAAAUAACAAUGGAUCAGGUAAUAGGAGGUUUAGAACCUGAAACUGCACUGGCACAAUCCAUUGCGGCGGAAUCGUCUGAUGUACUACCAUUCCAAGAAGAAUUUGGAACACCCGAAAUAGAUUAUAUCGGCACCAAUGGUGAUCCUUCUUACCUUCAAUCGCUUCUAGAUACUGACGGCGCCAGUUCUGCUGAUAUUGAGUAUCUUAUACCUCCACAUUUUUGGGACGAUAUUGAGGAAUGCGAUGAAUCAUUCGGCUAUGGUAAUAGAUUUUACCAGAGCACUCCUAAAACUUCAAGAUCGCCCAGUGAGGCUGAUACGGUUGUUCUGAAUUUACUAGAGGAUGAAAUUAUCUAAUAAACGAUACUAAUGUAUCUCCACGUGAUACCUUUAAAGGUAAAAUACUUUGAAUGUACUUUUUGUUUACUCGUUCAAUUUUUUAUGUAUCAAUUUUUAUUUAAAGUUUUUGUUUACGUAACGUUCACAUCACAUGUGAUACUCUUUAAUAUAACCGCUAAAUAUAUAUUCUUAAGUCAUAACUUUUGUAACUUUUGUUUAAGUGUUCGCUGAG